This is a messenger RNA of Loxodonta africana (African savanna elephant), 7667 nucleotides long. It is a transcript of the gene ZNF318, whose product is annotated as zinc finger protein 318. The transcript has 10 exons. The coding region runs from base 44 to 6868 and encodes 2274 amino acids. Gene Ontology annotation, biological process: negative regulation of DNA-templated transcription; positive regulation of DNA-templated transcription. Gene Ontology annotation, molecular function: zinc ion binding; nucleic acid binding. Lineage: Eukaryota; Metazoa; Chordata; Mammalia; Proboscidea; Elephantidae. The record is from RefSeq and is a predicted model, not a curated record. Gene Ontology annotation, cellular component: nucleoplasm.
CCGCCGGGUCGGACCUGCCGCCGUGGCCCCUGCAGCCGGAGCCAUGUACCGCAGCGGUGCGCGCUCUUCCGUCUCUUCGCACCGGCCUAAAGACAGCGGCGGGGGCGGCUCGCGUAGCGGCCGCAACUCCGGCUCUUCCUCAGGCCCGGCUCGCCGCGCCUCGCCGCCGCCCUCCGGUUCCUCCUCGUCGCGUACCCCGGCCCGCCGGCCCCGCUCGCCCUCAGGGCACCGCAGCCACCGGGCCUCGCCGUCCCCGCCGCGGGGUCGCCGCGGCUCCCCGUCCCCGCCCCGCGGCCGCCGGGCCUCUCCGUCCCCGCCACGGGGUCGCCGCGGCUCCCCGUCCCCGCCGCGGGCCCGUCGCGGCUCCCCGUCGCCGCUGCGGAGCCGACGACUCUUCCCGCCGGGCCCACCCGCCUUCAGAGGCAGCAGCCGGGGGGAGUCCCGCUCCGACUUCGCCCGGGACUGCCGCGGAGACCAUCCAGGCGACAGCGGCAGCCGGAGACAUUCUCCUGGUCUGCGUUCUGAUUCUUCCUUGGAACAGAGUUUAAGGAUCACUGUUGGCAAUGACCACUUCUGUGUUGGCACACCAGAACGGAGACGGCUUAGUGAUCGGCUGGGGUCACCAGUGGAUAAUCUGGAGGAUGUGGACAGGGAUGACCUAACUGAUGAUUCUGUCUUCACUCGAAGCUCCCAAUGUUCUCGAGGUCUUGAGCGAUAUAUUUCCCGGGAGGAGGGGCCUCUUAGUCCCUUCUUGGGACAACUUGAUGAGGACUAUCGAACAAGAGAAACUUUCCUGCAUCGAUCUGAUUAUAGUCCCCAUAUCAGUUGUCAUGAUGAACUGUUGCGUGGCACAGAACGGAACAGAGACAAACUCAAAGGCUCCUACUCUGUACGAUCUGAGGAGAGAAACCGGGAGGCCAAACGGCCCCGCUACGACGACACAGAGAAGAUACACAGCAUGGGAGGGACUCACCUGAGUUUUACAUCAGGGACCCGCAACUAUCGACAGCGUAGACGAAGCCCAAGCCCUAGGUUUCUAGACCCUGAGUUUCGAGAGCUGGACCUUGCUAGGCGAAAGCGAGAGGAAGAAGAGGAACGAAGUAGGAGCUUGAGUCAGGAGCUGGUGGGAGUUGAUGGUAGUGGCACCAGCUGUCCUAUCCCUGGAUUAUCAGGUGUCCUACCAGCAUCGGAGCCAGAAUAUUCUUUACAUCGGCCUGAGGAAGUAUCUGUGAUGCCCAAGAAGUCUAUUCUGAAGAAGAGGAUUGAGGUGGACAUGGACCCUUCCGUGCAGCUCGAGAGAUUUUCCAGCAGUACCAGCUCCAGCCAAGAUCACACACUCUACUCUGGACACCAGUCUCUUCCACUAAGUGGUGCUAUAGCUGCUUUUGCUUCAGAAAUUGAGAACAACAAAGAGACUAUGGUGGAGACUGCCUUGAAGGAACAUCAGGACAACCUCUACCAGUGGGGUUCCCUCCCUGGGAUGACCAAAGACAGCAGUCCUCUCAGAGAAAAGUUUGGAAGUUUUCUGUAUCACAAAGAGAAAUUGGAUAUGAAGACUGAGGGACCUGAGCGGCACGCAGACUUCUUGCUGCCCCAUAAGAGGGCUAGCCAGGACGGCAGUGGUUUUUCCCGCAUUCUGAGAAUGUUGGCAGAUUCUACCAGUACGCAGGAAAAAAGGCGACGUAGCUUCCCUGACAUUGAGGAUGAGGAGAAAUUUCUCUAUGGGGAUGAAGAAGAGGACUUAAAGGCAGAAUCCCCACCAAAGCCCCUUGGGGGCUCUGAGAGUGAAGUUAUGAGGCAGAAGGCAAGCUCCCUUCCCUCUUCAGUUCUCUCUGUAAAGCGAGAAUCACUAGAAGAGACCAAUCCAGAAUAUGCUAAGAUUCAUGACUUGCUGAAGACCAUAGGACUGGAUAUUGGAGUAGCAGAGAUUAGUAAUCUGGCUGCGCGCACCCAAGAACGACUUCAUGGCAAGAAGCCAUCAUCACGUUCCUCAGAUGACCGCCGUUCCUCAGUUGACCGACACUUUUCAUCUGACUGUCGUUUCUCAGUUGACCGCCAUUUCUCAGCUGACCGGCGCUCCUCAGAUCCCCACAGACUGGAGAGCAGAGAGGCACACCAUAGCAAUACCCAGUCCCCAGAGGUGUCCCAUCCACACCCAGCCUCCCUCAUGGAUCCUUACCUGCUCGCAAAAAACAGCCCCCCUUUCCUGAAGUCUGACCAUCCAAUGGGUCAGGUUGCAGGACCAGAGAUGGUUGGCGGUGGGUUUCAGUCAUCUGUUGCAGUCAGAUGCAUGUUGCAGUCAGCCCCAUCUGCUCCAAUUAGACUUCCACACCCUGCUUCUUUAUCUCAGUUUCACAUACCGAGGGCCCCUCAGUUUGCUGCAGCGCGAAUACCUCCAAACUACCAGGGACCUGCCAUUCCCCCUGCCUCCUUUGAUGCCUACAGGCACUACAUGGCAUAUGCAGCCACAAGGUGGCCCAUGUACCCCACCUCUCAACCGUCAAAUCACCCUCUACCUGAACCACACAGAGUGAUGCCAGCUACUAAACAAGCUACUCGAAGCCGUCCUAAUCUCCGUGUGAUUCCCACUGUGACUCCUGAUGAUCCCAAGCAGGAGGAGUCGGUGCUAAGCUCAGUUCCUUCUGUUCAAGUGCCUGUCCAGGUGCCCAUCCCAUCACUCAUAAGAUACAAUCCUGAGAAGAUCUCUGAUGAGAAGAAUCGGGCUUCCCAGAAGCAGAAGGUUAUUGAAGAGAGGGAAAAGCUGAAGAGUGACCGGGAAGCACGCCAAAAGAAGAUGUACUAUCUCAGGACUGAACUGGAGCGGCUUCAUAAACAACAAGGAGAGAUGCUGCGCAAAAAACGAAGGGAAAAGGAUGGCCACAAAGACCCGCUCCUGGUGGAGGUGAGUCGGCUUCAGGAUAACAUUAUGAAGGACAUUGCAGAGCUACGACAAGAAGCGGAAGAGGCAGAAAAGAAGCAGUCCGAACUGGACAAGGUGGCUCAGAUCUUGGGAAUUAACAUUUUUGAUAAAUCCCAGAAGUCUUCAAAUGACAGUAAAGAACCUGCAGAGAGGUCUGAAAAAACAGAAAAAGCUACAAGCCCGGAAAAAGUGUCAUCCCCCUCAAGCUCCUCCAACAGCAAGGAAUCAAAGCUAAAUAAUGAGAAGUCAUGUGCUAAGAGCCCCAAGCCUGUUGAGAGCUCCCAACCAGCCGCUAAGCAGUCAGAUCAGCCCAUUACUGCCUAUGAGUAUUAUGAUGCUGGCAAUCACUGGUGCAAAGAUUGCAAUUCCAUUUGUGGAACCAUGUUUGACUUCUUCACCCAUAUGCACAAUAAGAAGCACACACAGACACUGGAUCCCUACAACAGACCUUGGGCUUCAAAGACCCAGAGUGAGGCCAAGCAAGAUGCCGUAAAGCGCACUGACAAGAUAACUGUUCCUGCAAAAGGCUCUGAGUUCCUGAUACCCAUCACUGGAUAUUACUGCCAGCUCUGUGAGGAAUUUUUGGGGGAUCCAAUUUCUGGAGAGCAACAUGUGAAAGGUCACCAACACAAUGAGAAAUACAAGAAAUAUGUGGAUGAAAACCCAUUAUAUGAGGAGCGGCGGAAUCUGGACCGCCAAGCUGGCUUGGCUGUGGUCCUAGAGACAGAACGGCGACGGCAGAGUGAGCUUAAACGCAAACUUAGUGAGAAACCAAAGGAGGAGAAGAAAGAAAAAAAGGCAAAAGUCAUGAAGGAAGUAAAGGAGGAUGACAAGGUCUCUCUGGAAUUAGAGGACCAAUUCUCUGAGGGUGGGAACUCCCCUGAAAAGGCUGAAAAUAAAAGGAGAGUUGGCACCAAACUGCAAUUAAAAGAAGAGGCAAAGAAGGAAUCACCAAUAUCUUCCUCUUUUGGAAAAUUCAGCUGGAAGAAGCUAGAAAAAGAGGAUGAAAAAAGUUCAGUGGUACCCUCAGGUAUCCCUAAGGAAGACAUUGCGGAAAGCAUUAAGGACAAAGAAGAUGGCAAAGCUGAAGCUGGGAAGGCAAAGCCCAUCAAAAUCAAGCUCUCUGGGAAAACUGUUGUUGCACAUACCAGCCCUUGGAUGCCUGUUGUGACAACUUCAUCCCUAACUAAGAUCCGACCCAACCUUCCCAUCCCAUCCACAGUACUUCGCAAGUCAAGUUCAGCCACAGUGAGUAAGCCAGCUCCUCUCAACACCUUUCUGUCUAUCAAGUCCUCUGGAACCACUGCUAAGCCUCUGCCAGUGGUCAAAGAGUCUUCAUCUGAUCUCCUCUUGCCUCCAGACAUCAUCUCCAAAGCAUUUGGAGGGGAAGAGGUGAUUCUGAAAGGGUCUCCAGAGGAGAAGAUGGUGCUGGCUGAAAAAAAUGAGCCAUCCCAUAUACCUGAGCAAAUGCUACCACCUCUUCCACCACCCCCUCCACCACCCCCUCCACCACCCCCAGUUUUACCUCAUCCAGCUGCUGCAUCACCUGCUCAAGCAAAUGCUGUCUUGGCUCCAGUAAAAUCAAACGCAACUGUGUCUCAGACUCUCAGCCCUGGCUUUCUGGCUCCUAACAUUUUGAACCCAGUGUUACCUGUAGCCAUCGUGGCCUCGGCACAGCCAGCUGCCAUUCCUUCUGAUGAGACUGCUCCUGGGGUGAGUGAGAGUGACCGAGACCAGGCCCUGUUCUCUCUGUUAGUGCGUCCACCUCCACCCCUCUCAAGUGUGUUCAGUGAACAAGCCAAAAAAUUGGAGAAGCGAAAUUCAUGCCUAGCCACAGCCAAUGCUAAGGACCUAUAUGAUAUAUUUUACAGCAGUGGUGGAAAAGGGGCCCCUGAGACUAAGCUGAGCAGUGGUCCAUUGGCCAAUGGGGAAAACAGCAACUUCUCCAGAGCAGAAAGUUCAAACAGCUCUUCCACUUCUACUUUGAACAGCAGUGCAUCCCAAGAGGAGAUGCCUCAAGAUAGGGCUUUAGUCACUGCACCUUUAGUCAGCAACCCUGAAAUGCCCAUUGCAAAAACUGUGAUGUCCCUAGGGAAAUGGUCAGUAGUAGAACACACAGACCCAAAAAGCAGAGACAGCAGCCAUGGCUUCCUGCAGCCUCUGACAAGGUUGUGCCAAAGCAGGCAUUAUGAAACUAUUACCCCAAAGACAGAUACUUUGGCCAUGUGGAAUUCUAGCUCCUUCCAGAGUGACACUAAUAAGGAUAUGCCUCCAGAAGGAAAAAUCAAGCUUGAUUUGGGAGAGCCAGGACCACCCAGUGCAGAGCCAGGCCCUCAGCGGUCAGAAACACAUUGUCAUAUCGUUGAAUCUCAGAAGUUGGUGGCAGUCCAUCGCAUAGAAUCUGGUAACCAGGAUGAGGAAAACCAAGAGCUCCACCAAUCUGAGGAUUGUGGAAAAGGGGAGGUAGAGACAAACACUGAACUAAAAAAAAUGGGAGCAAAACUCUCUGAGGGGAUGGUAGCAGAGGGAAUGGAUAUCAACGUUAAGCCCCACAGGAUAGAAAAUUCUAAUUUGAAUGAUGGAAGCAGGUACAUGUGGGAGGGAGAAGUGGAACAGCCCAAGUUGCUGAUGACUGACAGAGAGGCUGAACAGCCCAAGAAAUUGAUAACAGAAAGUGAAACUCAAAGUAAAGUAGUGAUUGAAUUGAGUGCGCAGGCUCUCUCUUCCACAAAGGCAAAAAGAGACUCAUUUCCGUCAGAAGCUAGGUCUUUACUCCAGAAUCCACAAGAUAAACCUGUGAAGAACUCUGCCCCAGAAUUGCUUCUUCAGUCCUCAGUCAGAUCAGAUACGUUUUUAACAGGUAGUCUACAGGAGCAAGGAGUUUCAGUUGGUGAAGAAUGGCUAGAAAAUUCAGCUCCAGAGUCAGCUUCCAAAAUUUCUAGGUACAGAAGCCUCAAACUCAAGAGACAAAGAUCAAAAGGCUUUCAGGGCAAAAUGAUCUAUGAAUUGGCUGUUUGGGAUGAGAACAAGAAAAAGCAAGAGACCUGGGAGAACCCAGAAAAACGAGAAUCAGAAGCCCUGGAGCUAAGAGGUGUCCAUCCAGAAUUAACAGUGACAAUAGAAAGCAAGACCUCAGAAGACUUUGAAACUACAGACUUAAAAUUAGCAGAGCUUGUUGCCUUGGGGAAUCUGGGGGAUAUCUGUGUUGAUUUCUGCAGUACUCAGGUAGAACCAGCACGCAGAUCCCCAACUGCUCUGUCUCAGAAAGUGUGUCAAGAAUAUUCUGCAUCACUUGUAGAAUGUAAUCCCUCCACUCCUGCUGACUUUGAACCAAUCCCAUCCUUUUCUGGGUUUCCAUUAGAUUCUUCAAAACCCCUGGUGCUUAACUUUGGGGUAGAGGGUGAGCAAAACUCAUCUAAUCCCAGAAAUGGGAGGAUCACUCCUAAGAUUUUAAAAACUGGACCGCCUGUAGAAAAUGUUGACCUUGGCUCGGGGAGCUUAGAGGUAACACACCAGGCCCUUGACCUCUUAGCAGGAGGAAUGAUGCCUGAGGAAGUAGAAGAAACUUCCCAGUUAGAGAAACAAGAGUCACUUAGAUUAGAAUCAGAAACAAUUAACUCUUCAGGCCUUGGGCCAUCUCCUUGCCUUCCAGACCUUGUUGACUUUGUCACCCGGACAUCUGGAGUUCAGAAAGACAAGCUGUGUUCUCCUUUCUCUGAGCCAGGUGACCCUCCUGAGUGUAGCUCUCUCCAAAUGGGACCACUACAGCUGGAAAUACCGAAUGCAUCUGUCACAGAGGUAGCAGUUCCUCAAGUAGAUGAAGAGAAUUCACGGCCCCUUCCAAGGGAGCAGGUAGUUGGAGGUAACAUAGCCCCUCAGCAAAUGCCUGUACAAGAAGCUACAGUUGAUACCAUCCGGGACCUCAUGGAAUCCAGUGUUCACAACUGAAAGAAUAUAUACCCAGAGCUACUUGUGGAUGAAUCACAUUGGCUUCUAGAAAUCAGGUGCCCAGAUGACCCAGUGCUAUUUGGCUAUCUCCUCUGGAAGCUAGACCAAAAGAUGUUGUUAACAUCUUACAGUAAAUGUCCAUGGAAGCUAAAAAAUUUACCUCCUUUCCUUUUUAUUUCUUUUCCCUUAAAAUACCAGACAAAUCAAUCAUAACUGCUUCUAUAUAUGUCUGUAAAAAAGUAUUUUGUGUUAAUUCUUUUUGGCCAUUUAUUUUCUCCUACUUUGUCAUUAAAAUCAAAUGUCUAUCUGACUGUCCACAUAGUGUGCUUUGAUUGUAUUUUGACUUUGACUCUGUAAUUUCUGGAAUAUGGGGGAGGAGGGAGACAGCUGACUUCUCCAAUUGCUGUGUUGUAUUCCCACCCAAUUUUCUGGGCAGCUGAUGGAUCUCUGGGAGAAACACCACAAGGCUUUCUGAAAUGGAAAACUUCUACUGAUGAAGGAAGAAUUGUUCAUCCCUUAGGCUUCCAGUUUGGAUGGGCCUGCCUUAACAUUGUUUGAAAUGCAGCGUGAGUAGCUCUUUUGUUUACUGUUUACUUCCCCGUGGCAUGUGAGCCCCCAUACUUCCCUUACUAUGUUGCCUUUGCUGGAGAUGAUCCUGCCAACUCCCAAACCUGUUUGGAAAUGGCCUCAGUAAACAUGGAAGAAAAUCUAGCAGACUCACUUUUGGAAGACAACAAAUCGGUAAGGCUUACUCAUGACUCAAUGAAGCAGGUAUAUAUUUUGGGUCACUUUUGUUUUU